AUGGCGUCCGCUCUGAGUCAAUCCGUAAGGCGGCUCAGAUACGUCGCUUCUGCAGCUGUUGGUCCUUCCCGAGUCAGCACAUCGUAUGCGACUAGUCGAAGCCUCUCGGCCAGCACGCGACGACUCGAUGACCAGAAGCCAGGACCCCCGUCAUCGUCGGACGAAGCUUCCAGUUCUACCUCUUCAGGCGGAUCAUCGACCCCAGCAAACGAUGUGAAUCAGGAUGCAGCCUACAAGCCGCCGGCUUCGGCUACUCAAGGUUGGCCCUUCGACUCUGCCGCUUCGUCCGGAACUGAUGGAUCAGCACCCUCGACCUCAAGCAAUCCAUCCUCUUCUUCCUCAAGCAGCUCUGAUCACAAUCCGUACAAAGGUCUGUUUGACGGAAGCGAUCCGUUCCCCACAGUCUCACCUCCGAAGCUCGGCACCAAUACAUCUUCGUUUGAUCCCUCAUCAUCAUCAGACAAAGCCUCCUGGCUCUCUGACCAGCUCGACUCGCUCACCACAUCACCCAGAACGCCACGCUCCACCAAUCGCCCCACACCAUCCUCUCCCGACGAACGCAAGAAACACCUCAUCCCGCGGUCCGUCCUAUUCGCGGACUCGGAAAGCACCCGCCAAUCCGACGACUUCAAGCCGCGCAAGACCUCCCCCUCUGCCACACGCAAACGUUUCGAUCGAACCCCCUUGACCCAGCAGGAAGCGAAUGCCUUCAUGUCUCUUCUCAACCAAGCACUCGCCGGCACCUCCUCUUCCUCCGCUGCAACCUCUUCCUCCACUUCUCCGCUAGGCUCGUCCAGCACGAGCAAUGACCAUACACCGUUCGGAAGCUACACCUCGCUCAUCUCGAAUCCCAAGACGCAAUCCGGAAGUCGAGCCCUACUGCAAGCCUUCGCCAAACGGAACCGACUGAAGCGCUUCGAGGAUGCCCGUGCCCAGCGAGCGAAGCGAUUCGUUCGCGAGGGACUCGCUGCCCAGAUCGACCCUCUGCAGCUGGAAGCAGGGAUCGACGAGGCACGAGAAGCCUUGGGAACGUGUGAGAACCUAGCCGCGGUGUUGGAGUGGACGAAGCGCGAGGUGUGGGGAAUCCCUCCCCUCAUCACCACCCAAAACUCAGAGCUCGACUCGCAACCCCAGCCUUCGCCAAAGUACGGCAAGGACACGGCGUUCUACGCCUCCGCUCUGCACCUCGUCUUCCUCGCCAUCCGAGAUCGCUACCGUUCACCACGCGUCGCCCUUUCGAUCACGCGCACCACCCGCUCGCUCGGCAUCGAAAGCUACGUCCUCGGAAUGACCGGUUCGCUGUACAACGAAGUGCUCAAAACCCAGUGGGACUGGCUGGGCGAUCUACCCGGUGUCGUAUCUACAUUGAGGCAGGCGCGAGAGACUGGGAUUCUAUCUGCUCCGGUGAAAACCUCCGCGGCGGUGCCGCGGACAGAGCAAGCUGGGGUGAAGGUUGGAUAUGCGACGAGCGAGGAUGAGACGAUUCGAGAAACGGUGGAUCGGAUCGCGAAUGACGUCAGGAAGUACGUGCUGGAUCAACAGCUGUCGUUGGCACGGGAGGAUGUGCUGUCAGGUGCGCAGAGGAUGAGGGACUGGAGUCAAAAGUGGCUGCUGGAGAAUGCGGAGGAGGCGACGAAUUUGGCAGGACAGCCGUUCAGGACCAUGUACAAGCACAGGGGUAGAUUCGAGAGGGACGAGGAGCACGAGGAGCAAGGGAGGAACGAUAGAGGCACGGGUGGGAUGGGAAGGUUCAGCGGUGGGAGUGAGAGACGAUCGUUCGGGAAUCGAGGUGAGGGUGGAAGGCUUUCGAACGAGGCGACGUUUGGGUCGAGAUCGGGCGGCUUCAAGACGAGGAGUUUUGAUCAGGUGUAG
Pseudozyma hubeiensis SY62 is the source of this 1872-nucleotide messenger RNA. RefSeq lists its product as hypothetical. The coding region runs from base 1 to 1872 and encodes 623 amino acids. The transcript has a single exon. The record is from RefSeq and is a predicted model, not a curated record. Gene Ontology annotation, cellular component: mitochondrion. NCBI's taxonomy places the organism in Eukaryota, Fungi, Basidiomycota, Ustilaginomycetes, Ustilaginales, Ustilaginaceae.